AUGUUGUCCCGAUUUGCUGCUAUCAGACCCGCCAUGCGUGUGGUCGCCUCUGGCGUUGCUAGUCGUCCUCUUACAUUGCUUGCUGCGCAGAGCAAUCCUCUGACGGCUCUUCGUGCCCGUAUGACACCCGGCUCUCCUACCGCUGCUCUUGUAUCACCACUUGCUCAACCAAACCCUCUUCUGUUGCCUGCUCUUCCUGAUCUUUUAGAUCAGCGCCGUUGGAAGGCUCGUGGUAAUACUUACCAGCCGUCGACCCUUAAGCGCAAACGUAUUAACGGUUUCCUUGCUCGCCUCAAGACUCGUGGUGGUCGCAAAGUUCUUGCCCGCAGAAAGACCAAGGGCCGCUGGUUCCUUUCUCACUAA
Magnusiomyces paraingens is the source of this 363-nucleotide messenger RNA. RefSeq names its product mitochondrial 54S ribosomal protein bL34m. The record is from RefSeq and is a predicted model, not a curated record. Lineage: Eukaryota; Fungi; Ascomycota; Dipodascomycetes; Dipodascales; Dipodascaceae. The transcript has 2 exons. Bases 1 to 363 code for a protein of 120 amino acids. Gene Ontology annotation, cellular component: ribosome; mitochondrial large ribosomal subunit. Gene Ontology annotation, molecular function: structural constituent of ribosome. Gene Ontology annotation, biological process: translation.